AAACCAACUGGCUACCUUGAUGGAUAUGAUGUUGCGUUUUAAUCGUGUAUUUUGUCAAUGGCGGUACGGCUCUCGAUGGAGAAAGCUUGGGACUCCUAAAUUAGGAAAGUGAAAGAGAAAUGGAUCAUCACUUCUUGCGGCUUUAGCCAUGUUUUUAGCUUCUUGAAACUCAUGCGUGCAAGCUAUUCUUUCGGUUUUGUAUAAUCUGUGUUCUGUGUGUAUGAAACUUUUCUAUAAAUCGUCAGUCUUUCUGCUUCACGGUUGUGUGAAGAUCAUGGGAGGGCACAUGAGCAAAAAAUCCGGGGAGACUUCGAACGAUCUGCAGUGCAGAACAGAUCUGAUCAGUUCGUAUGAAGCAGCCUGCGAGCUUGAUGCGGAUUUGCAGACAUUUGAUUCGACAUUGCAGGCGAGAACGAAUCAUGUGAUUAGUACAUUGGCUGUGGGGGUUGAGGUUAGAGCAUUGUCGUUUGAUUCGUUGAAGGAGGUGACAGGAUGUUUGCUGGAUAUGAACAAGGAGGUGGUGAAAGUGAUCCUGGAGUGCAAGAAGGACAUAUGGAGGAACCACGAGCUUUUUGAGCUGGUGGAGGAGUACUUUGAGAACAGCCUCAAGAGUCUGGACUUCUGCGCCGCCUUAGACAAGUGUCUGAAGCGAGCACGCGAGAGCCAGCUCUUGAUUCACCUCGCGCUAAAGGAGUUCGAGGAGGAGAGUGGAGGAAUUGAUGGGAGCAAUAACAAGUAUGAAAGGACUCUGGAGGAGCUGAAGGGGUUCAGGGCUUCUGGGAACCCUUUCACAGAGGAGUUCUUCCAGAUUUUCCAAUCUGUGUAUGUGCAGCAAGCCCUGAUGCUUGAGAAAUUGCAGUCAAGGAAGAACAAGCUGGACAAGAAGCUCAGGUACAUCCAUGCCUGGAGAAAGGUCUCCAGCGUGAUGUUUGCCGCCACCCUGGCCGCUGUUCUCAUAUGCUCAGUGGUGACUGCCGCCAUUGCCUCCCCAGCCGUUGCAGGCGCACUGGCAGCCGCCACUGCCAUCCCCAUCGGCUCGAUGGGGAAAUGGAUCGAUUCCCUGCUCAAGAACUAUGAGGAUGCCAUCAAAGGACACAAGGAAAUCAUCAGCUCUAUGCAAGUUGGGACCUAUAUUACCAUCAAAGAUUUGGACACCAUCAAGGUCCUAGCUGAUAGGUUGGAACUCGAGAUCGAAUCCCUCCUGAACACCACCAGUUUCGCCAUUAAUGAAGCUGCUGUGAAGGUUGGCAUCGAAGAGAUCAGGAAGAAACUGGAUUUGUUCAUGAAGAAUGUUGAAGAUUUAGGUGUUCAAGCUGACAAUUGCAGCAGGGACAUACGGAGGGCUAGGACAGUUAUACUGCAGCGAAUCAUCAAACACCCCAACCAUUAAGGAACAAGGAUGGGAAUAUGAGACUGUUUUGCAGAGAACCAUCAAGGAAUAAGGAUCAUCACCAUUAUAUAUACUACCUAGUACUCUGUUUUUUUACCUCAAAUAAGGAUAUUAUACUUGUCCAUUGCAAUUGGCAUUAAAGAACUCAAGUGUUUAUUGUAAUUUUUAUAUCAUAUAUGUUUCGAACACCACCAUACCUAAGCAAGCUAUUAUUUCAAACACCAA
Messenger RNA from Ipomoea nil (Japanese morning glory), 1615 nucleotides. RefSeq names its product UPF0496 protein At4g34320-like. The coding region runs from base 221 to 1390 and encodes 389 amino acids. Lineage: Eukaryota; Viridiplantae; Streptophyta; Magnoliopsida; Solanales; Convolvulaceae. The transcript is spliced from 3 exons. The record is from RefSeq and is a predicted model, not a curated record.